AUGAAAAUAAGCCUGAUUGUGCAUGCACUGAUUCUCCUCGUGGCAACAAUUUUGUGCUGCUCCUUGAUCAAGGCUGAAUCAUAUUCCUUCACAUUGAAUCAGCCUUUCUUGAGCAAGGUAACUUUGGAAGCAUCAACAAAAUACGGAUCACGAUUGACAGUAACGGUGAACAGCUUAAUCACAAAAGGUCCUGCCCAAAAUGUAACGAUUUAUUUCUAUGAAACUCCUGGCGUCCAUUCAAAAUUAAGACCAUACUUUUCACCAAGACAAGUACAAACUGACGCCUCUGGAAGUGCAAGUGUGGAUUUUUAUGCUGGAAAUACACCAGGAAAUGGUUCCAUUACAGUCACAGCAACUCCAAAACAAUCAUUUAAUCCCUCAACAACUUCCUUUGCCAGAUUUGAAUAUGUUGUGACCAGCCCAAUAUAUGGAGAGGCAUGGGGACAAAUUGCAACAAUUAUAUUCUUGUCAAUUGCUUCGAUCGUGGGUGCCUUCUUUUUAGCCACUCACGUACUGAGAAAGAAUAGAGGAACAACUGAAAUGAUUGCUGUAGCAGAUCCUAUUAAGGAAGGAGCACAAGGUUUUUUAAAAACACAGUACUUGGCCAUUGCAGGAAUUACAAUUCCUGUUGCUUUGGCAUUAUUCGGGUUGUACAUGUUGCGAGCAAAGAGUGCUACUGAUCCUGACUUGCAUAUUGCAGUUAUUGCUACACUUGUGACAAUUAGUUUUCUAUUGGGUGUGAUUUUCAGCGCAUUAUCAGGAUUUGUUGGAAUGUUUGUGAGUGUCAAUGCCAAUUCAAGAGUGGCCAGUGCUGCUACUAGAAGUUAUCGAGAGGCCCUUAACAUUGCAAUGAGAUCAGGAGCAUUUGUUGGAUUUUUGGUCGUAUCAGGAAGUAUAUUGGGUGUAAUUGUACUCUUUUCGAUCCUUUAUCUUGCCAUUCCAAAAGAAAUCAUUACUCCAACUCAAAUUGUUGGUAUGAUUGUUGGCUUUUCAUUUGGUUGUAGUUUAUCGGCAUUGUUCGCUCAACUGGGUGGAGGUAUUUUCACUAAGGCUGCUGACGUUGGUGCUGAUCUUGUAGGUAAAGUGGAACAAAACAUUCCUGAAGAUGAUAUUCGUAAUCCAGCUGUGAUUGCAGAUCUUGUUGGAGACAAUGUUGGUGAUUGCGCAGGGCGUGGCAGUGACUUGUUCGAAUCCAUAUCUGCUGAAAAUAUUGGUGUGAUGAUUUUAGGAGGUACUCUAACCACUCAAGCAUUUCCUCAAAUUUCCACACCCAUUUCAUUUAUCAUUUAUCCUUUAAUUGUUCAUAUUUGUGGUAUGAUUGGUACAUGGGUAGGAAUGUUCUUUGUUCGAGUACGUGACCUUUCAGAAAUGACUCACGGCGAUGAGAGCUAUUCCCUUAUUCGUAAUGAAAUUCCAGAGAAGACUGAAGUAUCUGAGACACAAAUUGAGGACAAUGAAGAAGAAAAUGAACCAGCGAUCAAACAAGAACAUUUAGAUGACCCAAUGAAAGCCCUUAAUAUCGGCUAUGUGAUUAGUGUGUUGAUUACCACAUGUCUUUUCGUUGCUUGCUCCUAUUGGUUCCUGAGAUCGGAUCAAUAUCCUGAUGCAUGGUGGAAGUUUAUGUUUUGUGGAUUGAUUGGUAUUUUAACAUCAUUUGCAUUUGUUUGCAUCACCAUUUAUUACACAGACUACAAUUGGCGUCCAGUUCAAAGCAUUAUUGAAGCAUCCAAGACAGGACCUGCCACAAAUAUCAUUGCAGGUAUUGCUGUUGGAUUGGAGUCUACUGCUGUACCAGUCCUUGUCAUUUCAAUUGCAAUUUUAGGGUCGUACUAUUUGGGAAGAAGUAGUGGAAUUUUAGAUGAAUAUGGAUCUCCUAUUGGAGGUUUAUUUGGAACUGCAGUUGCAACCAUUGGUAUGCUUUCAAGUUCAAGUUACAUCCUUGCUAUGGAUGCUCUUGGUCCUAUUGUCGACAAUGCUGGAGGUAUUGCUGAAAUGUCGUCAUUACCACCAAAUAUUCGAAUGAUCACAGAUCGUCUCGAUGCGGUUGGUAACACAACCAAAGCGCUCACGAAAGGCUAUUCUGUAGGAUCGGCUGCACUUGCUGCCUUUUUACUAUUUUCUGCGUUUCUGGACACUAUUGAAGCAUAUAUCGGAAUUAGUUUCAGAGUUGUGAAUUUGGCCGUUCCAGAAGUAUUCAUUGGCGGUCUUUUAGGUGCUUGUCUUGUUUUUGUCUUCUCCUCUCUCACCAUUAAGGCUGUAGGAAACACAGCUCAAACUGUCAUUGAAGAAGUGAGAAGACAAUUCCGAGAAAUUCCAGGAAUUAUGGACUUUAGACAAAAGCCCAACUAUGAGAGAUGUGUUGCUAUUGUCACUCGUGCUUCUCUGAUUCAAAUGAUUCUUCCUGGAUUAUUGGCUUUCCUUGCUCCUGCCAUUGUCGGAUUCUUCUUUAGAUUAAUAGGACAAGCUAUUGGUCAACCCUAUUUAGGAGCUGAAGUAUCAGCUGGAUUUUUGAUGGUUGCAACCAUUGCAUGUAUUUUAAUGGCAUUGUUUUUCAAUAACAGUGGAGGUGCAUGGGAUAAUGCUAAAAAGUUGACUGAGAUGGAUAAAAGUUUGGGUGGAAAAGGGUCUUCCGUACAUAAAGCAACCGUCAUUGGUGACACCAUUGGAGAUCCAUUUAAGGACACAACGGGUCCUUCUCUCCACGUGCUUGCAAAGCUUCUUGCCACCAUUACUCUUGUGAUUGGUCCUUUGUAUCUCAAUUAUAAAUCUGCGUAG
Molecule: messenger RNA, 2775 nt
Organism: Naegleria lovaniensis
Lineage: Eukaryota; Heterolobosea; Eutetramitea; Acrasida; Naegleriidae
Exons: 7
Coding region: 1-2775 (924 amino acids)
Biological process (GO): proton transmembrane transport
Cellular component (GO): membrane
Molecular function (GO): inorganic diphosphate phosphatase activity; diphosphate hydrolysis-driven proton transmembrane transporter activity
Source: RefSeq, a predicted model, not a curated record